AAUGAUUCAGAAACUCGACUACGCUCACGGAGUGUAUCAGAUAUGUAGCGUGUGUUAUAAGCGUGUGGCAAUACAGGCUAUGUCACAUAGUGCUCAGCUUCUGCUCAGCAUGUUGUCGUUUUUCUGGAGAAACGGAGUGGAGACACCGGAGCCGCUUAAAGCAGACGUGACAGGCUCCAUCCCACCAUGGCUUCAGGGGACACUUUUGCGCAAUGGACCUGGUCUGUUCUCAGUUGGUAACACUUCAUACAAGCACUGGUUUGAUGGGAUGGCACUCAUUCACAGUUUCACCUUUAAAGAUGGUACGUCGGGUGGGCAAGAACCUUAUGACAUUUAUGGAAAGUACUACACUGUUGCAAAAAUUUCCAAGGGGAUGUAUUUUACAGGAGUAAAUUCUUGAAGAGUGAAACGUUCAAAAAGAACACCGCUGCCAAUAGGAUCGUUGUGUCUGAGUUCGGGACCAUGGUGUAUCCAGAUCCAUGCAAGAAUAUAUUCUCCAAAGCCUUCAGUUACCUGCUGAACGCCAUUCCGGAUUUCACAGAUAAUAAUCUCAUUAACAUCAUAAGAUAUGGUGAAGAUUAUUACGCAUCUUCAGAAGUCAACUACAUUAACCAAAUUGACCCUAUGACACUCGACACGUUAGGAAGAACGAACUACAGAAACCAUAUCGCCAUCAAUUUGGCAACCGCACACCCUCACUAUGAUGAUGAAGGGAACACGUAUAACAUGGGCACUGCCAUUAUGAACUUUGGCAGACCGAAAUAUGUUAUUUUUAAAGUGCCCGCCAAUGCCUCAGAUAAAGGGAAUAAUAAGCCAGCCCUGAGGAAGGUGGAACAAGUUUGCUCCAUUCCUUUCCGCUCCACCUUGUACCCAAGCUACUUCCACAGCUUUGGCAUGACGGAGAACUACAUUAUCUUUGUGGAGCAGGCCUUCAAGCUGGAUAUCCUCAAACUGGCCACAGCUUACUUCAGAGAUGUCAACUGGGGCAGUUGCCUGAAAUUCGACAAAGAUGACAUUACACUGAUCCAUCUGGUCAAUAGGAAGACUGGGAAAACUGUGAGCACGAAGUACUAUGCAGACCCAUUUGUGGUCUUCCAUCACAUCAAUGCCUAUGAGGAAGAUGGCCAUGUCGUCUUUGACCUGAUUACAUACCAGGACAGCAAUCUGUACAAUAUGUUCUAUAUACACAACAUGAAGCAAGAUGUCGCCAAGUUUAUAGAGACCAACAAGGACUUCUCUCGACCAACAUGUCAGCGGUUUGUCCUUCCUCUCAACAUAGACAAGGAAGCUCCACCAGACACCAACCUGGUCAAGCUGCAGGACACAACAGCCACAGCAGUGCUGCAGCAGGACGGCUCAAUCUACUGCACGCCUGACACUGUUUUUGAGGGUUUAGAAUUACCAGGUAUCAACUACAAAUUCAAUGGUAAGAAGUACAGGUACUUCUUUGGCACCAGGGUGGAUUGGUCACCCUAUCCAAGCAAGAUCGCAAAAGUGGACAUAGUUACCAGGACACAUAAAGUGUGGACAGAGGAGGAAUGUUACCCAUCCGAGCCAGUGUUUGUGGCAUCUCCUGAUGCUGUUGAAGAAGAUGAUGGUAUUAUCCUGUCUUCUGUGGUUUCAUUCAAUCCCCAAAAGCCACCUUUCCUUGUGGUCCUGGACGCUAAGUCCUUUAAAGAGAUUGCUCGCGCUACCAUUGAUGCUGCUAUUCAUAUGGACCUGCAUGGGCUUUUCAUCCAUGAGAAGUCUACCUAAAAUGGACAUUUAUUAGAGUGGAGGAUUUAAAGAAUAAUUCUUAUUUGUUUAUUUUUGUAAAAAAAAAAAUAUAUACAAAAUAUAAAAAGAGAAAUCAGUAUAUUAUUACAUUAUUAAACAUUCAUAUAUUAUUGUGAAUUAUAUUUUUACAGACAUUCUGUAAAAAAGUCUAUUGUUACAUUGUAACAUGAUUAUAUAAAAUGAUCUCUCCUUAAUUGUUUGUGACAAUUGAAUGAAUCUUAAGUGAAAAAAGCAGUAAAUCUUGUAAUUUAUUUCUAAUCUAGCCCUUUAAUAAACCUGGCACUUUAAAAAUAUGUAUUGUCUUGUCACAGAGUUAAAAUGUUUCUCAUUUGUAAGUCCCUUUGGAUAAAAGCAUCUGCUAAAUGAAUUAUCAGUUUUAUGAUAAUUUUAUAGACAUCAUGUAAACAUGCUAUUGUGAUGCAUGCAAUUUAAAUGACUAAUAAGAUGAUCUGUUCUUAACUGUUCAUUGAGCUGUAAUUUUGUGUAUUGUGGUGCCAUUGAAGAGAAAUGUUUCUUUA
Molecule: messenger RNA, 2294 nt
Organism: Ctenopharyngodon idella (grass carp)
Lineage: Eukaryota; Metazoa; Chordata; Actinopteri; Cypriniformes; Xenocyprididae
Gene: bco1l
Product: beta-carotene oxygenase 1, like
Exons: 11
Coding region: 463-1755 (430 amino acids)
Biological process (GO): retinal metabolic process; carotene catabolic process
Molecular function (GO): beta-carotene 15,15'-dioxygenase activity; carotenoid dioxygenase activity
Source: RefSeq, a predicted model, not a curated record